UAGACAACUGCAGAAAGCCGAGAAACUGAUAAUGACCGGAACCAGAGCCAUGCACUCUACCUUCCUCAGACUUAAGUAGAUGCUGGACCUUAGAAGGAGAGAGACAAAAUGUCUACUGGAGCAGACACCAAGGCCAGAGGGGGAGACAUUCCCAAUGACAGCAAUUUAAACACGACCCAAGAACAAUCCACCAAGAAAGGCUUCUGUUCACUGCGACAUGGUCUAGCUUUCAUCUUGCAGCUCUGUAACUUUUCAAUUUAUACCCAACAAAUGAACCUGAGUAUUGCCAUAACAGCUAUGGUGAACACCACAGCAGCAUCCAGCCAGCUAAAUGCUUCCACAGAAAGACCUCCCGCCAACUCCCAAGACUUCUGGAAUGAAACACUACAAGAAUCUAAGGCCCCCGUGUAUGACUGGACUCCUGAGAUCCAGGGAAUCCUUCUCAGCUCCCUGAGCUAUGGAUCAUUCUUAGCUCCGAUCCCCACUGGAUAUGUGGCUGGAGUAUUUGGAGCCAAAUAUGUGGUUGGAGCAGGCUUGUUAAUUUCUUCAGUCCUGACUCUCUUCAUUCCACUGGCAGCUGAUGCUGGAGUAGCCUUGCUUAUUGUACUUCGUGUCAUCCAAGGCAUAGUUCAGGUUAUGGUAUUAACAGGUCAGUACUCAAUAUGGGUCAAAUGGGCUCCCCCACUGGAAAGGAGUCAACUCACCACCAUCGCUGGAUCAGGGUCAAUGCUUGGGACCUUCCUUGUCCUCAUUUCUGGUGGUCUCAUUUGCCAGACAUUCGGGUGGCCUUAUAUUUUUUAUAUUUUUGGUGGAAUUGGCUGUGUCUGUUGCCUGAUCUGGUUUCCUCUCGUAUAUGAUGACCCACUGAAUCACCCCUUUAUCAGCCCUGGUGAGAAGAGAUACAUUGUGUGUUCAUUGGCUCAAGAGGAUUGUUCGCCAGGCUGCUCACUUCCCAUUAAAGCCAUGGUCAAAUCUCUCCCACUUUGGGCCAUUGUAGUGUCUUAUUUCUGUCAAUACUGGUUGUUAUCCACCAUAAUGGCAUACACACCCAUAUAUAUCAGCUCUGUACUUCAAGCAAACCUCAGAGAUAGUGGAAUCCUGUCGGCCCUGCCCUUCGUGUUUGGCUGUGUCUGCAUUAUCCUUGGGGGCCUGUUGGCAGAUUUUCUCCUCUCCAGAAAAAUUCUCCGACUCGUAACUAUCAGGAAGCUCUUCAAUGCCAUAGGGGUCCUUGUCUCAUCUGGAAUCCUGGUGCCUCUGCCUUGGGUCAGAUCCAGCCGCAUCACCACAAUGGCCUUCUUGGUUCUAUCAUCUGUCUUCUGCAGCCUCUGUGAUUCAGGAGCCCUCAUUAACUUCUUAGAUAUUGCUCCACGGUAUGCUGGCUUUCUCAAAGGACUUUUGCAAGUCUUUUCUCGUAUAGCAGGAGGCAUAGCUCCUACUGUUGCUGGAUUUUUCAUUGGUCAGGAUCCAGAGUUUGGCUGGAGAAAUGUCUUCUUGCUGGCAGCUGCUAUUGAUGUAGUAGGCCUGCUCUUCUACCUCAUCUUUGGUCAAGCAGAGGUACAGGACUGGGCUAAGGAACAGAUAUUCACCCAUCUCUGAGAGAAGUGAGCAAUGUGUGAGAUCCUGACACAUCCCUUCAAAGAUCUGCUUUUGUGCCUUGGCUGUUAAAGCCAUCUAGCUGGAAGGGACUUCAUUUCCAGGAUCAUCUCAGAGAUCCUGGCUAUGAGAUAUUAAAGGUAAUUUCCCCCCACAAUUUGAAGUUUCACAAGGGAAGGAAAACAUUAGUUGUUUAUAACGGUAUGCUCCUGGAAGCACAGUUGUGUCUGACUUUCUACGAAUACUCUAUACUUUUCCCUGUUGCCAUGAUAAAAGCAUCAAGGGCUGGAAGGCAAUUUGCCACCAAAGCUAAAGAGGAACGCAGAAGUACAGGUGUGAUGAGUUGGAACCAUGGGAAAGUGAUACCACGAACUCUGUAAGUUGUCAACAAAAGAGACCUGACAGCUUGGAGAACAAUGUCUGCAUGCUGAAGUCAUGGGGCAGGAGGCCAAAGUGGAAAGUUGCUCUCAUGUUAAGUGACGAGAUUAAAAAGCCAGUGCAAUGUGUGUAGGGUGUCUAACUGAAAGCAAUGAGAAUAAAGAACAAUGAAGAGUAAAUCUCUCAUGCAAAAAAGAAAUGAACUUUCUUCAACUAAUGCAAGAUGGCUAAUAGAAUUCAACUAUUCCAGACAAUUUUCUGUCUGUGGCUUGGUUUUGGAUCAAAACCACUUCUAGAAUAUAAACACCACUCAGGUACUCUCUGGAGUCAACUCUUCCAUAGCUACCUUCUUUCUUUCCACUUUGACCUGGGCCCCUCAUCUCGAUGUGGAUCUGUGUAAAUCCUUUAUGCCUUAGUCUUAGUGAGCAGACAUUGCUUUGUGUGUCUCUGAUCUCAUGCACUGCUUUGCAGCAUCAGUCUCACGCUGGCUGCCCUUU
Messenger RNA from Phodopus roborovskii (desert hamster), 2468 nucleotides. Its product is annotated as probable small intestine urate exporter. The record is from RefSeq and is a predicted model, not a curated record. Gene Ontology annotation, molecular function: transmembrane transporter activity. NCBI's taxonomy places the organism in Eukaryota, Metazoa, Chordata, Mammalia, Rodentia, Cricetidae. The transcript is spliced from 12 exons. Bases 109 to 1596 code for a protein of 495 amino acids. Gene Ontology annotation, biological process: transmembrane transport; monoatomic anion transport.